This is a messenger RNA of Cryptomeria japonica (Japanese cedar), 2754 nucleotides long. RefSeq lists its product as uncharacterized. The record is from RefSeq and is a predicted model, not a curated record. NCBI's taxonomy places the organism in Eukaryota, Viridiplantae, Streptophyta, Pinopsida, Cupressales, Cupressaceae. Bases 273 to 2435 code for a protein of 720 amino acids. The transcript is spliced from 12 exons. Gene Ontology annotation, biological process: translation. Gene Ontology annotation, molecular function: GTP binding; GTPase activity.
UUUUUUAAAGAAAAAUUAAAUUAAAAAUAAACGUGCAUUUGCAGGUCUCGUAGCUUUAUUCUUCCAUUAAAGAGUAACAAUAAGAUAAACACAAAUCAAUAAAAUAGCUUUUGUAAACGCAACAUGGUCGUUAUGGAGUUCUCUAAACGCAAUAUGCAUGAUCAGGGUAGUUACAAAAAAACCAUGCGAAUUGGUGCAGAUUCCGCUGUAAAAGUUUACGGCGACUGAAAUAUCUGUCUUUGCUGUAAACUGGGAUUUUUCUUUUAAGGAAGAUGCCUCGGAAAGGAAAACAUCCUCACAAUUAUGAGGAUGAGUAUGAUGAUUCUUAUGGUUAUGACGAGGAAUAUGAAUAUGAUUAUGGUGAUGCUCAAGAGGGGUCUCGUGAAUAUGAAGAUGAGUCCAAAAUAGAGGGUUUGAAGGAACAAGAUGUGUGGCGCUGCUUAAGUUGCACAUAUGAUAAUCAAAAGAAUUGUCAUGCAUGUGACAUGUGUGGAAUGGUGAGAAGUUCUUCUUGGAAUGGUUCUGAGACAGCUGUUGUGGUUUCAGAUGGACCUAAAGUGGAGGGUUUGAACGAACAAGAGGAUGUCUGGUGCUGCUUAAAUUGUACAUAUGAUAAUUUGAAGAAUUUAUCUGCAUGUGACAUGUGUGGAAUGACCAGACUUUCUUCUUUGACAGAUGGAUCUAAAGACGAUCAGUCAGAAGGGCAAAGGAAGAUUUGGCGCUGCCAGAUUUGUACAUAUGAUAAUCCAGAGCAAUUGUUUGUGUGUAACAUGUGUGGAAUAUUUCGAAGCGUUUCCUUCAAAGAUAUCCAGAUGGCUCCACCAGGUGCUGAAGCCAUUUCAAUUCCAUCAUCCACCGCAUCAAAUACUUCUUUUGUUAUCCCCACAAAAGCACCAGCUGCUUCCUCAACAAUUAAAGUGAACAACAGUAAUGGGAAAGCUAAGAAUACAGAUAAUGGGGUGCACAGAAAUGAUGGAUCAUCUGCAAAAGGAAAGAUAUUGGAGGAAUUGCAAACACUAAAUUUCAGUUCCAGCUCCACUGUCCAGAAGAGUAAUGUAAACAUGAAUAAAAGUCUUUCCAUGGAGGAGUACAAGCCUGAACCCUGGAUCCUUCAAGAACAGAGUGAUAUGGGCAAGAACUUAUUACAUCUUGCUAUUGUUGGCCAUGUUGAUGCAGGCAAGUCAACUUUAAUGGGAAGAUUUCUGUACAUUAUGGGACGGGUUUCGCAGAAGGAAAUGCACAAAUAUGAGAGAGAGGCUAAGCAGAAAGGGAAGGGAUCAUUUUCAUAUGCAUGGGUUCUGGAUGAGAGUCCAGAAGAAAGAGAGAGAGGUGUAACUAUGACAGUUGCUGUAGCGCAUUUUGAAACACACAAUUUUCACGUUGUACUGCUAGAUUCUCCAGGCCACAAGGAUUUUGUUCCAAAUAUGAUUGUGGGUGCCUCACAAGCAGACGCUGCAGUCUUAGUCGUGGAUGCAUCUUUAGGUGCAUUUGAAGCAGGAAUGGAUGGACAGGGAAUAGGUGGACAGACAAAAGAACAUGCACAGCUAAUUAGAAGUUUUGGGGUGGAACAAUUGAUUGUUGCUGUCAAUAAAAUGGAUGCAAUUGCAUAUUCCAAAGAAAGAUUUGACUUCAUAAAAUCACAGCUUGGGACAUUUCUUCGGCGUUGUGGAUUUAAAGAAUCCUCUUUAACAUGGAUUCCCAUGAGUGUCAUUGAAAAUCAGAACUUAGUGGUUAGCCCAACUGAUGAGCGUUUGAAGUCUUGGUACAAGGGACCACAUUUAUUAGAGGCCAUAGAUCUUUUCAAGCUUCCAACCAGAGAUACGUACCGGCCUCUACGACUUCCCAUAUCAGAGGUUAUACAAUCACGCACACUAGGUCAAGUUGCUGUCAGUGGAAAGUUGGAGGCUGGAGCCAUUAAAAUUGGCACAAAGGUUCUAGUUAUGCCUCUAGCAGAAGUAGCGACAGUGAAAGCUAUUGAACAAGAUGGUAAAGUGCUGAAUAUUGCAAAGGCCGGGGACAGUGUGGAUAUUGGUCUUCAAGGAAUUGAUUCUUCUAUUUUAAUGCCUGGUGGAGUCCUUUGUCAUCCUGAUUUUCCUGUUCCAGUGGCAAGAUGUAUCGAACUGAAGGUUGCUGUUUUGGACAUCAGAAAACCUAUAUUGUUUGGAGCAGAGGUGGAACUACAUGCACACCAUGCAAAGGAAUCUGCAAGAGUAGCAGAGAUUUUAGCAAUAUUGGAUCCAAAGACUGGCAUAGUUCGUAAAAAGGCUCCGCGGUGUUUAACUGCCAACCAAAGUGCUUUGAUACAGAUUUCUCCAAGACAGGGGAUCUGUGUUGAGGAGUACUCCAAUUACAAGGCCUUAGGAAGAGUGACAUUGCGUGCUGAUGGAAAAACUAUAGCAGUAGGUGUAGUCACCAGAAUUAUUGAACAGCAAUAGUAUGGCUUUCGUGCCCACUGUUAUAUCCUGCUGUUAACAUUUACAAACUAGAAUGUAAAUACGAUCAAUCACUUCGAAGGGCAAAACUUAUCUGUAUAUUAGUUCUUAAUUUCUUCCUGUUUAGUCCAUUCGUUUUAUCGGAAAAGCUUGAAGAGCCAUUAGUUUAUGCUUUGUUUGUAUGGUAAUUAACAGACCAAGAUAGAGCAAAGCACAUGAUAGUUUCCAUCUUUCCAUCAUUGCUGUUCAGGGACAAGAUCUCCUUACACUGCAAUUUUUUUAACAUGCGAGUUCUAAUGUACCUUUUUCCCAUUUUACUUGA